AUGAGCAGAAAUACCAAUUGGCUAAAAUAUCUGUCCUGUCAUAAACGUCACCGUAAACGUGGAAAAGAUGGUGAUUCCAACUGCACUAACUGUGUAAACAAGCAAAACCCAGACAAUAUUAAACAGAUUGACCAGGAUGAAAGUGUUAAGGAGACUUUAUCACUGUCAACUAUUAGUCAUAUUCCUGGUGUUGGAGACGGAGGUUCAGCAAGUUUAGGUGACUGGUCUGCUGUUCACCAGCUUGAUGGAAUCGAUGCCUCAAAAGUGAACCUAUUGUGUGAUGGCAACAGCAAUAAUACAUCCUCUUUACUGGGUGUUCUCAAUCGAGUAGAAUUCUGUGAUCGCCUGGAGUCCAUAGUUGUUCGGCUUGAAAAGAUAGCGCAAGCAAUGAUUCCAGAAAAAACUACUGGACUGAUUGCUUUUGAAUCACUUAUUGCUAAUAGCCUAAAGAAUUACAUUGCAUGUAGUAGAAAGUUGGGAGGAAACAUACAAUCUCAGUCUUUAUGUGUUCAAAAUGCUUUUGGCUUCGUCAGGGAUCUCAUUGAAUUAUCCAGUAUUUAUAGUAAACCGAGUGAAGAGGAUAUGGAUAUUCAUUUGAAACCUCUUCAUUAUAAGAUAAUUGAAAUAACAAAUUUCAAGGUUGGAGCGAUGUCUGUACGGAAAUGUCAAUUAUCAACUAUUGCAGAUUCUAUUCUUAUACUGAAUUGGGUUGGGUCUAGUACAGCACUGCAAUACGUGAAAGAAUUGAAGGAUUCCACAUGGUUGAAUGCUAACAAAGUCUUUCAGUAUUGUCGUGGGAGGGGAAUUCGAUCUAUGCAUGAUGUAUUAUUUACUCCUAAGGGUCUCUAA
This is a messenger RNA of Schistosoma turkestanicum, 849 nucleotides long. Lineage: Eukaryota; Metazoa; Platyhelminthes; Trematoda; Strigeidida; Schistosomatidae. The record is from the annotation of a GenBank genome assembly.